GAUGAUGCUGUGACUGCAGUAUACUCUGUCGGAACAUAAGGCUUGAGCGGGGCGUUUACGAGCACGCCAAUCACGGGCGUGAGUUAUACGUUGGGCCAAGGAUAAAACCGUUGAAAUUUCGGAUAUCGACGAAUAAGUGUGAGAAUGGCGGGCACUAGUGCACGCAUCAGUCCACUUCCUGUCCAUUAGCCCACGAUGGUAGCCCAUCAGGCUCUCCCCGGAGGACCUCCGGCCAGAAUGAUCUAUAAAAGCCAUACUGCAGGAAAAGGCCCGUCACAAGCCCAGUUGUUCUGUUCAUUUUGACCGGGUCUCGCGUUUUCCCGUCUACCAUGGCCUCAGGAGUUGUUAUCGACCCAUAUGCCCUCCUUCGGGCAGCACCACUUGCAACAAGCACCGGAAGUCUCGUUCUCGCUACCAGCGAGCUCAUAUAUUACUCAGGGCUGGUGCAGCCGCCGACUCGUAAGAAGUCCGACUCGAUUCUCGCACAAUACUGGCGUUAUGUAUUCCCUAGGGGAGUGAGCCUUGUGCUGGCUCUCAACGUCACGACAAUUGGCACAUCAUUAUGCAAUAUCUUUCUGAAGAAUCCUUGCUCCCGGCCGCUGCCUGUGUCCCGUACAACGUUCUACUGGGCUGGCCUCAUGGGCGCUAUUGGGCAUCUGGCCUUUGUGCCGUUCGUCGCGCCACCGAUUCAACGCAUCCUGGACAAUACUGACCCCGAAGCCGAAACGAGUAAGGAAAUGGAUAUCUGGCUGGGGAUACAUCGGAUUCGCAUGUUGGUGGCGGACAUACCUGCCUGGUUGGCGUUCGUGGGUGCUGCGAUGUUGACGGACCUGUGAGCACACUAACAGGGGGCUUUUUGGUUGCCCGAUCGCCAUGUGGAAUUAGUAUUAUGGCUGUCUGGCUUGAUACCUGUAUAGUAGUAAGCUAUAUCGGUCUGGAUGCAUUCACAUCGGUCGGGAUCCAGGGGCUCGGCGGUUGAAGGCUUGAUGUAUGUAUAAAAGGCUGUUGAGCGUGAAGGCAAUUCGCUAUCCCAACACAAAACCUAUGUAUGUUCUCUGAUGAAUCUCAGGCAGUCCAUUUAUAGAUAGUCCCAAGACAAACUCAUAAGUAGAUUGUAAGUUCGCUG
Aspergillus pseudonomiae is the source of this 1126-nucleotide messenger RNA. Its product is annotated as putative integral membrane protein. The transcript has a single exon. The record is from RefSeq and is a predicted model, not a curated record. NCBI's taxonomy places the organism in Eukaryota, Fungi, Ascomycota, Eurotiomycetes, Eurotiales, Aspergillaceae. The coding region runs from base 330 to 836 and encodes 168 amino acids.